AAAAGCAAAAGGCGAAUUGCUCAUUGAACAAGACGAGCUCGUGGCGUGCGUUUCGCAGGGAGCGGCGAAAUUAAACCCAAAUCAUAUCGAAAAUAUCGAGAGUGAAACGAGAAGCGCCGUGAACAAUUAUCACUUGAAGAAAUUACAGUGCAAUCAAUCGUACUUUGUACCUUAUUUUUUUUUUUUUUUUUUUUUCUAUUAUUAUUACUGUUGCAUUUUCUGUUGCUGCUUUGAGAUGAAAGAUGGCAGCAGCAGUCAUGGUAAUCGUGAGUGAGACAAAGGAAAGUGGCAGGCAGUCGCGUUCAGUUUAAAGCCGCCACACCAUAAGAAAAAUAUAAAUAAAUAAUCUGCUACAGCAGCGGCAGCAACAACAACUUUAUAACAGCAGCACUGGAAGCAGAGCAGCGGCCACAAAAAUAAAACAAAAACCGAGAGUUCUGUUCAUAUUUCUGUCAAAAUAUGGGCCAAGAGAUAUCGCAGCAGCAAAAUCAGCCACACCAACAACAACACCAGCAGCACCAACAACAAUCGCCCCACCACAAACGACAGCCGCAGCGAAAGAGCUUCAGCGGCAUUAACAACAUCAACAACACAAGCAACAACAACAACCAACCGAUCUAUACACCCGCUAGCCACCUCUCCAGCAGCUCCUCCUCCACCACCACCAACGAAUAUAAUCCGAGUAAUCCGAACAGUAACAACAAUCAGAACUAUCGACUGCGACACAAGUACAAUUUGAGCAAGCAGACCUACGAGAGGAGUAAAGUUCCGGUGAGUGGAGCGAGUACAAGUCAAUCGGAUACGGAUUCGCACUACGCCAAGCUAAAUCUGCAAAGGAGCAGUUCGCAGAGUUCGGAUAGCGGGAUAUAUAACUCGUCGUGCCACUGCAGUUCCAUAUCCUCGAUAUCGGCGGUCAGCAGCAGUGCCAGCAGCAGUCGCAGUAGCAGCAGCUCAAGUCGCGGCUGUCCGAGUUCUUUGGUCUCGAGCAAAUCGAAUCGAUCGCUGGACAAGCAGAAGCACUACUUGAGCCACCACCUGUACAUCAAGUCGUAUCUGGACAUCUUGGAGGAGGACGAGCGGGCACGGGCGCACUUCAAAUCCGCUCGUCCCGGCGGCAUUCGCAACUACACUCCAAAGAUCUUGGCCAGCGGCGGGGAAUCGAUUGCCUCCGGGAACUCUAAUACGAACACAGCCUCAUCGGCUGCCCUUUCAUCGAGUGCUCCGGCUCAUUGUUACCGGGAAAGUGCCGGAAAGCAAAGGAAUUCGGUGGGCAACGCUGCUGGUUCGGGAUCGGGAAAACACUGCCAGGAGGAUCCCGUCGAUCCCGAGAACAAGGUUCAGGAGCCAACCGUCAUACGUCGUCAGUAUGAUUUCGUGGUGAUCGGCGGCGGAUCCGCUGGCGCUGUGGUGGCCAAUCGCCUGAGCGAAGUGCGCAAUUGGACAGUUCUCCUCUUGGAAGCCGGUGGCGAUGAAACUGAGAUCUCGGAUGUUCCUGCUCUGGCGGGAUACCUUCAGCUGACCGAAUUGGACUGGAAGUACCAAACCACACCCUCGUCCACUCGCCAAUAUUGUCAGGCGAUGAAGGGCGAUCGCUGCUUUUGGCCAAGGGGAAAAGUUCUCGGCGGCAGUUCGGUUCUCAAUGCGAUGGUCUAUGUUCGCGGCUCCAAGAACGACUACAACCACUGGGCCUCGCUGGGCAAUCCUGGCUGGGAUUACGACAGCAUGCUGAAGUACUUCCUCAAAUCGGAGGAUGUGCGAAAUCCCUACUUGGCCAAAACGCCUUACCAUGAAACUGGUGGCUAUCUCACCGUUCAGGAGGCUCCCUGGCGAACUCCCCUCUCAAUUGCCUUCCUGCAGGCUGGAAUGGAAAUGGGUUACGAGAAUCGGGACAUAAAUGGCGCCCAGCAAACGGGAUUCAUGCUCACACAAAGCACAAUUCGUCGUGGAGCGAGAUGUUCCACUGGGAAAGCAUUCAUACGCCCCGUUCGCCAGCGUCAAAACUUAGAUGUUCUCCUUCAUGCCGAAGCCACCAGGAUUAUAUUCGACAAGCAAAAGAGGGCCAUCGGAGUGGAGUACAUGAGAGGUGGUCGCAAGAACCUGGUUUUUGUGAGGAGAGAAGUUAUCGCAAGUGCUGGAGCUCUGAAUACCCCGAAGUUACUAAUGCUUUCUGGAGUUGGACCAGCGGAACAUCUGCAGGAGCACAAUAUCCCGGUGAUAUCCGAUCUGCCCGUCGGGAAUAACAUGCAGGAUCACGUGGGUCUCGGUGGUUUAACCUUCGUGGUGGAUGCUCCACUUACCGUCACCCGGAAUCGCUUUCAAACUAUCCCAGUUUCCAUGGAGUACAUUUUAAGAGAACGUGGUCCCAUGACAUUUUCUGGAGUAGAAGGCGUGGCCUUCUUGAACACCAAGUAUCAGGAUCCAUCGGUCGAUUGGCCAGAUGUCCAGUUCCACUUCUGUCCCAGUUCCAUAAACUCAGAUGGCGGCGAGCAGAUUCGCAAGAUAUUGAAUCUGCGAGAUGGUUUCUACAACACGGUUUACAAGCCGCUGCAGCACAGUGAAACCUGGUCGAUACUGCCUUUGCUUCUGCGCCCCAAAAGCACUGGAUGGGUGCGCUUGAACUCGCGGAAUCCACAGCAGCAGCCGAAGAUCAUACCGAACUACUUUGCCCACCAGGAGGACAUCGAUGUGCUGGUCGAGGGCAUUAAGUUGGCUAUAAACGUAUCCAAUACGCAGGCCUUCCAGCGUUUUGGCUCCCGAUUGCACAAUAUUCCGCUGCCGGGUUGCAGGCAUCUGCCUUUCCAAUCGGAUGAAUACUGGGCGUGCUGCAUUAAGGAGUUCACUUUUACGAUUUAUCAUCCGGCGGGAACUUGUCGAAUGGGUCCAAGCUGGGAUGUCACAGCGGUUGUGGAUCCCAGACUCCGAGUUUAUGGCGUAUCCGGUGUUCGGGUUGUGGAUGCCAGCAUUAUGCCAACGAUCGUUAAUGGGAAUCCCAAUGCCCCGGUCAUCGCCAUUGGGGAAAAGGCCUCCGAUUUGAUUAAAGAGGACUGGGGCGCCAGGAGGGCGAGCAAUUCGGCAUCUUAGCUUCAAAUGUUUAUCGCUAAUUUAUGUUUCUACUAGUCAAAUGUGGAUUAACUGAUGUAAUAUUAUCGCUAUAUAUUUUCGUUUUAUCGACUUCCUCGUUUCGCCUUCGCCGCUUAAUUUAUGCUUAGUUAUUCGGUUAAGUUGAGUUUAAGAGUUCCCACAUACAUUUUUUUUAAUAUUUUAUCAAGCAUUUUAAUAAAUAUUU
This is a messenger RNA of Drosophila ficusphila, 3286 nucleotides long. Its product is annotated as glucose dehydrogenase [FAD, quinone]. The transcript is spliced from 4 exons. The record is from RefSeq and is a predicted model, not a curated record. The coding region runs from base 460 to 3081 and encodes 873 amino acids. NCBI's taxonomy places the organism in Eukaryota, Metazoa, Arthropoda, Insecta, Diptera, Drosophilidae. Gene Ontology annotation, molecular function: flavin adenine dinucleotide binding; oxidoreductase activity, acting on CH-OH group of donors.